Molecule: messenger RNA, 1542 nt
Organism: Trichoderma aggressivum f. europaeum
Lineage: Eukaryota; Fungi; Ascomycota; Sordariomycetes; Hypocreales; Hypocreaceae
Exons: 5
Coding region: 1-1542 (513 amino acids)
Biological process (GO): ribosomal large subunit assembly
Cellular component (GO): nucleolus
Molecular function (GO): protein binding
Source: RefSeq, a predicted model, not a curated record
AUGGCUACGGUGCUACCCCCUCCGUCCAAGCGCCAAAAGCGCGAAAACUUGGAAAAAACACAGAUACAGCAAGAUGUCACCGCCGUCGUGGCUGGCCCCGCGGGCUCGUUCAAGGCUCGGUUUCUCGACAGCGACGGAAAGCAGAUGGCCGAUGUCAUCGAAGUGCCUCUCGCUGAUGCAUCUGAGAAAAACCUAUCAUUAUUGUUAAACACGCUGCUGGCUAGGGAAAGGGAAGAAUUCCUCCCGUAUCGCUUCCGAAUACACAUCCCAGAGACGGACAUUAUCGUCGAUCAAUACCCGACCGACCUGCUCCAACUUUUACGCAGCCAUGGCAUUGAGAAUCCAUUUGAAACCACCGUUACGCUUAGCGCCGAACCGCAAGCUGUUUUCAAAGUCCAAGCAGUCACGCGGAUGUCUCAUAGAAUACCUGGGCAUGGAGAAGCAAUCUUGGCUGCUCAGUUUAGUCCUGCCACCAGUACCCUAUUGGCAACAGGUUCUGGAGAUAAAACUGCCCGGAUAUGGGAUACGGCAACCGGCACUCCCAAGUACACCCUGUCUGGUCAUGCGCACUGGGUUCUGUGUGUUUCUUGGUCCCCCGAUGGUAUGCGCUUGGCCACUGGAAGUAUGGACAAGUCUGUACGACUUUGGGAUCCUGCGACAGGGAAAGCUGCUGCCGGCACCGGAGCUUUGACAGGGCAUUCCAAGUGGGUUACCAACAUUGCCUGGGAGCCGUAUCAUCUUUGGGAGAAUGGAUCCCCCCGGUUGGCGAGUGCGAGUAAGGACACAACAAUUCGUGUUUGGGCAGUAAACACAGGACGGACCGAGCAUGUCUUGUCCGGCCACCGGAGCAGCGUGAGCUGCGUCAAGUGGGGAGGAACUGGAUUGAUCUACUCGGGCAGCCAUGACAAGACAGUCAGGAUCUGGAACGCCGAGAAGGGAACACUGGUGCACACGCUAUCAUCUCAUGCCCACUGGGUAAAUCACCUGGCUCUAUCUACCGACUUUGCACUACGCACGUCAUUCUACGAUCACCAGCCAACGCCAAGCGGCGAGGAGGAAAGACGGAACAAGGCAAAGGAGCGUUUUGAGAAAGCAGCCAGAUUCCAGGGAAAGAUUGCUGAACGUCUUGUAUCAGGCUCCGACGACUUCACCAUGUACCUAUGGGAUCCUUCCCAAGGCACAAAGCCGGUCGCACGGCUUCUGGGACACCAAAAGGCCAUCAACCACGUGACAUUUUCCCCUGAUGGCAGUCUCAUCGCGAGUGCCGGAUGGGACAAUCACACCAAAAUCUGGAGCGCAAGGGAUGGCAAAUUCAUCAACACACUCCGCGGCCAUGUCGCGCCCAUAUACCAGUGUGCUUUCUCUGCCGAUAGUCGGCUCCUCGUGACAGCAUCCAAAGAUACCACAUUGAAAGUGUGGUCGAUGGCUACGUAUGAAGCACCUUGUGAGCAAGGCCUGAUGGACCAGUCGUAUGCCCAGCUCAAGGGGAAUUCCAAGGAGAGCCAAGCCCCUGCGCCAAUUACUUCCGAGUCUGCCCUGUGA